Messenger RNA from Benincasa hispida (wax gourd), 1149 nucleotides. RefSeq names its product prefoldin 3 (gene PFD3). Gene Ontology annotation, molecular function: tubulin binding. Gene Ontology annotation, biological process: tubulin complex assembly; microtubule-based process; protein folding. Lineage: Eukaryota; Viridiplantae; Streptophyta; Magnoliopsida; Cucurbitales; Cucurbitaceae. Gene Ontology annotation, cellular component: prefoldin complex; cytoplasm. The record is from RefSeq and is a predicted model, not a curated record.
UCAACUGCGGCGUUGAAUCUCAUUUCCCUGUAAACAAACUCAGAGCAAUUUACUGGUCGUUUUGAUUUUUGUGGAGGUUUUGGGUUUUUCCCCCAAUCGGAAAUGGCUUCCGCAUCGUCUUCUUCUCCUUCCGGCGCCGUCGUCACCGACAGAAGAGGAAUUCCGGCAGCUCAGUUCGUGGAGGACGUUCGUACCUAUCUCUCUCAAUUAGAACUCGAUGUUCAAUCCGCCCUUGCUUUUCUUCAAGAGCGACUUCAGCAAUACAAAUUAGUUGAGAUGAAGCUCCUUGCUCAACAAAGAGACCUGCAGGCAAAGAUCCCAGACAUAAAGAAGUGUUUGGAUAUAGUUGCUACUUUACAAGCAAAGAAGGAUGCAGCAACUGGUGAGCCACUUGUAGCAGAUUUUGAGAUCUCUGAAGGCAUAUAUUCUCGAGCUCGCAUCGAGGAAACUGAAUCAGUUUGUCUGUGGCUUGGUGCAAAUGUCAUGCUGGAUUAUUCAUGUGAAGAGGCGACAGCCCUCCUACAGAAGAAUCUGGAUAAUGCUAAAGCAAGCUUAGAAGUUCUUGUUGCCGAUCUACAGUUUUUGAGGGACCAGGUGACAAUAACUCAGGUGACGAUAGCCCGUGUUUACAACUGGGACGUUCAUCAGCGUCGAGUUCAGCUAGCUGGCAGCAGUGUAGAAGACUCAUAAGGUUUUCAUGGCCAGCCCUAAAAAAAUUCCAUUGUUGGCAGAGAAUCCAUUUCCUGAUUGGCAGUUCCAUCUUGAUCCAUACCUUUUGAAUUUAGGCCGUUCAAAUUUUCCAUUUGGUUGUCAUUGUCAAAAAAAAUUUGAACCUUUUCAUUCGUGGGUUCUGAUCACACCUACACUUUGAGAUAAUACUCCCCAUAACCAACAAAAAAAAGCCAUUGUAGAAGAGAAGCGAUGCCUAUAUCUAGGAUGAGUUUUUUUUAAAAUUUUUUUUUUAAUAUAUAUAUUAGGAAGCUUUUUUGUGCCUUGCCUGUCCUGUUACAGUUGUUAGAUUCUAUUGCUUUAAGUUUCAGGAUGAUGGGUGUCCCGGUUGCGUCCCUUGGUUUAGGGACUUCAUAACUUUCUGUGUAUGUUGAAAUUGUUAAAAUCAUUUUUGUGGUAUUCUAAGUUACUUUAAAAUAA